AUGCAGCCGUUCCAUCCUCUUGUUGAGGACGAAAUUGCCAGGGUCGUCGCCAUUGUGCGGCCGCUCUUCCCGGAAUGCACACUUAACUUUCGCUAUGUGACGCUCAAAGAGCCCCCCAAGAGUGUCAUGAUUGCACACUUGGAAGCACCAUCUAGCCCUCUUCCAAGAUGGGCCGCUGUACAGGUUGCCCGCACCAACGAGACCGACAUGUCCCAGCAGCUGUUUGAACUCACCGUGGACCUUGACAAUGACUGCGUCUUGGCCAACGCUCACGUCCCAGGACGCCAUUCUCACAUUGAUCCAGCCUUUAUGAAGAGCGUCGAGGCUGCGUGUCUAGCAGAUGCCGCUGUGCAAAAGGAAAUCAAGACACUCGAGUUGCCUGAAGGUGCCGCUGUCGUCGUCGAGCCAUGGGCCUAUGCCACCGAUGGAAUGAAUGACAUGUCUACCCGAAUCUCUAUCUGCUGGUUCUAUGCGCGCAUGACAUCCAACGAGGAUGCCAACUACUACGCCUACCCUCUGGAUCUCUGCGCCGAAGUCUCCGAGUCACUCCAAGUGACCAAGGUCUAUAGGCUGCCCUCAUCCGCCUCUGGCAAGAUUCACUCCACAGCCACGCCCUUUGACAAGCGCAAGAUCCAGACAUCCACCAGCGAAUACCACCCAUCACUGCGGCCUGCCCCGCGAACAACCACCAAAGCUGUGUCCAUCACACAACCCGACGGCCCGUCCUUUACUGUUGACGGCAACAUCGUCGCCUGGGAGAAAUGGACCAUGCGCGUAGGCUUCAACUACCGCGAGGGCCUGACACUUCACGAUAUCCGCUACGACGGCCGCCAGACUUUCUACCGCCUCUCGCUCGCGGAAAUGUUUGUUCCCUACGGCGAUCCACGCACGCCGUACCCGCGCAAAGCAGCGUUUGAUCUCGGCAACGACGGCGCCGGGAUCUGCGCCAACUCGCUCAAGCUCGGCUGCGACUGCAUUGGCCACAUCAAGUACUUUGACUGGUGCGACGUCACAUCAGAUGGUGAACCAAAGAAGCGCGAAAACGUCGUCUGCUGCCACGAGCAAGACGACGGCAUCCUCUGGAAACACACCAACUUCCGCACGGGCAACGGCGUCGUCGCGCGCUCCCGUAUUCUCGUCCUGCAGACCGUCAUCACUGUCUCUAACUAUGAAUACAUAUUCGCCUUCCACUUUGGCCAGGACGCAAGCAUCCACUACGAAAUCCGCGCCACGGGCAUUCUGUCCACGGCGCCCAUUGCCAUUGGUGACAGCGUCCCCUUUGGCACCGUCGUCGCUCCAGGUGUGCUGGCGCCCUAUCACCAGCACCUGUUUUGUCUGCGCAUCGAUCCCGCCAUCGACGGCCACGCCAACUCUCUCGUCGUGACCGAGUCCGCUCCCAUGCCGCUCAACGACGACACCAACCCCCACGGCACGGGAUACAUCACCACCAACUCGACCGUGGAGCGCGAGGCCGGCAUGGAUCUGUCCAUUGAAAAGGGUCGCGUCUUCAGCAUCGUCAACCAGGACAAGAUCAACAGCAUCACAGGGACGCCUGUCGGAUACAAGCUUAUCCCAAGCUACACCCAGCUUCUGCUUUCCCAUCCUUCGUCGUACCACGCGCGCCGCUCCGAGUUUGGCCAGCAUGCCGUCUGGGUGACCAAGUACAGCGAUGACGAAAUGUUCCCGUCGGGCAAGUAUACCAUGCAAUCUGCUGGCGGCGAGGGCAUUGCGUCUGCGAUUGCUAGCCGCACGGAGAGCGUUGCCGCGCAGGAUAUUGUCAUCUGGCAUACCUUUGGAUCCACGCAUAAUCCUCGCAUUGAGGAUUGGCCCGUUAUGCCGUCUGAAAAGAUGAUGGUUGGCCUCAAGCCUGUCAACUUCUUUGACGCGAGCCCUGCCCUGGAUGUACAAGCCGCAGGCUGGUCUACUACUACUGCUACUGCUACUAAUGGCCAAGAUGCUACUGCUACCAACGGGACGUGUUGCCCCAAGACAAAGUAG
This is a messenger RNA of [Torrubiella] hemipterigena, 1998 nucleotides long. NCBI's taxonomy places the organism in Eukaryota, Fungi, Ascomycota, Sordariomycetes, Hypocreales, Clavicipitaceae. The record is from the annotation of a GenBank genome assembly.